AUAAAUUAAAGAAAGCUAACGUAAUACCGAUCCAUAAGAAAGAUGAUAAACUAAAUGUCAACCACUAUCGACCUGUUUCUUUAUUAAUCACUCUAUCAAAAAUUUAUGAAGGGAUUAUGGCUGGUAAACUUAGAUUGUUCCUUGUAGAAAAUAAAAUACUGGCAAAAGAGCAGUUUGGUUUUCAGAAAGGAUGUUCCACGACCGAUGCUCUAUUUGACUUAACAGACUUUGUAUCCGAAGCAUUAGACACAAGGAAAAAUGUUUCUGCAGUUCUGCUUGACUUGUCAAAGGCUUUUGACCAUGUUGAACAUAAUACCAUGCUCACAAUCUUGGAUAGAUAUGGAGUACGAGGUAUCGUAAACGACUGGUUCAGGUCAUACUUGGAAAAUAGAGAACAAAGUGUCAUUCUAAAUAUCCUUGAUGACAAAAAAACCUUAAAAAAAAUAGAAUCAAAGUCUUCAAAUAUACAAAUGGGUGUGCCACAAGGAAGCAUAUUGGGUCCUAUUUUGUUCCUUCUCUAUGUGAAUCAUCUACCUCAUAUUGUCAAUGAUAAGGUAAUAAUGUUUGCGGAUGAUGUUUCCGUUUUUUUUAAAUUCAACAAAAACGCACAAAUUGAUAUGGGGAAUGUUAUUGCGACGACAAUUAAAAAUGUAAUAUCAUGGUUUAAAAAUCUAAAUCUCAAAACAAAUGUAAGCAAAACAAAAAUGCUUCACUUCAGGAACUAUAACGCUCAAAAAAGUGAUUUAGUAAUUGAUACAGGGGACUCAAUUAUUGAAAGUGUACCAUACGCCAAGUUUCUGGGAAUUGUUAUUGAUGAGCAUUUAAACUGGAAAAAGCAUAUCGAGAUGCUAGUGAACCGUCUAAGCAGCUUUUGCUACGCCCUUAGAUCUCUAUCAUACAUCUCUACAAACAGAGCUUGCCUUCAAUCAUACUUUGCAUUCUUCCAAUCUAGAGUCCUGUAUGGAUUAGCAGUAUGGGGUGGCAGUGUACACAUAGAAAACAUUUUUCUCCUUCAGAAACGCUGUGUACGUAUUCUGGCUGGUUUGAAAUCGAAUAGGGAGUCCUGCAGAGAGUCUUUUAUUAAAUUAAAAAUUCAUACAAUCACAGCACUGUAUGUCAUUGAGCUACGUAAGCUAAUCAAGAGGUAUCCAGCGAAGUUCCUUUCGAGAGUGCAGGGCCCGAGCAACCGACUCAAUGAGAAAUUUAAAUAUGAUUUAGAAGUUCCACAGAGUAGAACCGCCACAUACUCUCGAUCGGUCAAGCUGGCGGCAAUAAAAGUUUUUAAUAACCUACCGGAGGAACUUAAGGCAUUGCAAGGAACUAAAUUUUUCAAUGGGCUAAAAGAAUAUUUGCUAGUGAAUUGUCCCUACGGCAUCAACGAAUUUUGGAGAUGUGAUUUUAGCAAGGCUAUUUUUAAUGAUAAGACAGAUAUCCUUUUUACAACGCUAUUCUAUAUUUUUAACAGUAUCUUCUGUAUUGUUGCAGCUUUCCCUUCAACCUUCGCAUCUUGGAGCAGCUCGCAACAGCCCGAGCUGGACGCCGAGCUCGUGCGAGAUGCGCCCCUAUACCCCUUGCUACAAGGUCGGGAGUCGCUCGACGCCGACCCCGCCUCUUACGACGAUCCUGCCCUGAACGGUCCCUCCUUACAAAACAACGAAGCCUUGCCCAAGUCAAAUUACGAAUUAGAUGAUAGCGAAAACAAACCUAAGUCACUGUUUGAAGAGUUAACAGAAAGUGAAGCUACGCUAGAAGACAUAAAGAGUAUAAUUGAGGAGAGUAAAGAGUUAGCAGAAGACGGUAAGGUUGAGACUGAUGAUGAAACAAACGUACAAAACGACGUAGAUGUAAGUGAGGGUGAGCUGGACCGGAGGAAGCGGAGCAGCGAACAGGACUGGAACAAAACGAGCGGCACGUCCCGCGUGCGAACGGGAGACACGAUCCUAAACAUCCGCGGCGCCGUCCGUGACCGCAUCGGCGACGCCCCGCGCCCCGCGCCCCCGCCCGGCGCGCCCCCCGCCCCCGCCUCCCGGCUGGAUACCGUCGUGAUUAGACCAGCGGCGGCGAGUCUGAGGCCUCCGUUGGAUAGAGUGCAUAAGGAUCCUAAGACUACUCAGAGUCCCCGCGAAGGCUCCGCGCUACUAGUGGAGGCGCACGCGCGCGCCAGCAUCGUCUGUGACCUGCGCAACGUCACCCGGCUGCAGUGGUACAAGGAUGGAGAGCUGAUCCCUUUACCCUGGGGCAGCCACAGCGGAGAGGGCUCGUGGCGGGAGUCCGCGGGGGGUGCGGGGGGCGCGGGGGGCGAGGUGGUGGUGGUGGCGAGAGCUACAAGAGGUGACGCGGCGGUGUAUAGAUGCACGGGAGUCGACGCAAAGGGCAGUGUGGUGGCUGGGGCGCCCACUGAGCUUAUGAUCUAUGAGCCAGUCCGAGCGGUAUACCUGGCGGUGGACGGCAGGAGACUCGACGCCGGCAACACGUGGGUCCCCGCGCGCGACGCCGCCGCGCUGCCGGUGACUUGCCAUGCUGAGGGCGGCGUCCCGCCCCCCUCCCUCUCCUGGCGGCUCGCGGCCACGGACGAGGCGCUGGACACGCGCCCCUACCUCAACACACAGCCUACUAACUACAGCAUCGACGGCGUGUCCACCUCGCUGGUGGUGGUGCGAGCCGCGAGAGAACUGCACAACGCGUCGUUACAGUGCACGGCGACGCAGCGCGGGCCGCGCGGAGACCAGGAGAGCAGCGCCAAGAUGGAGAUACGAGUCACUUACCCGCCCUCGUUCGUGAUCUCCCGCUGGCCCGGGUUCGGCGUGGCGCUCCGGGCCGGCGGCGCCGCGGCGCUGCGCUGUGACGUCGACGCCAACCCGCCCGCCAGGGCCUGGUGGAUACGAGACACUACUGAUCCUACCAGCGCGCCGCCCCCCUCCCCGGCGUCGUCCCCCGCGGCCACGCUCCGCUUCGCGCCGCUGUCCGCCGAGCACGCCGGCUGGUACCGCUGCCGCGCCGUGUGGAUGCACCAGCACUACUCCAGCAUAGGAUACUAUCUUAAUGUGCAUCCCCCCGACGAGUCAUCAGAAGCGACGCCCCCCGCAGCCCCCGCGCCCCCCGCGGUCCCCGACGACGCCCCCGACCACCAGCGAGUCGAGGUGCAAGUUGGUGGCAACGUGCAGCUGCACUGUCCUAAGGGGUCCGUCGGCUGCUGGUGGCGCCGCUCCGACAACUCCACGGCCCCGGGCUGGACCCCCGCCGGCUCACACCACGCCCACGGCGUCCUCGGUAUCAAGGAGGCCCUGUACCAGGAGGGCGGCGAGUACCGCUGCAUCGGGGCGAAGGCGCCGGAUCUGGCGCGCCUGCGCGAGCUCAAGAGAGUCACGCUCAGAGUUACUGGCGCAGCAACAGCAACGGCCGUCUCCGCCGCCCCAGCAGCCGGCGGCUGGCGGCUCGAGUGCCUGGUCUGCGGGCGAGGGGCGCGCGGGGCGUGGCUGCGGCGCGGGGGGGAGGGCAGCACGCCGGCCGAGCUGAGGCCCGCGCCGCACCAGCACUGCUGGAGCGCCGUGCUGACCGUGCCGGAGCCUGAUGAGGUCUGGUGCGUGGCAUCAGGCCCUGCCGGCGGCUCGGUGGCGGUGUUCCCCGCGCGCGCGCCCGCCCCGGCCCGCCACCUCGUGAGACAGCCGACCGACAGCGCCGUCUCGCUUGCACACACUGCCGCGCGCACCGUCCUGCUCGCACUCACCGUCGGCCUCGCCCUGUAGUAGACACCAGUAAGAGUGAAGAGAUGAAUCGCUAUGCGUGGUCUAUGUGAUGGUGUUGUGUUGUCUUCGUGUUUCGGAGGGUUUUGAAAUUGUCAACAGUGCCUUUGUAGGUCAAGUAAAACAGAUCUUUGGAAAAAUCUACUUUAAAACUCCUACUGGCCCAUGUCCUAACAUAAUAAAUCGUAAUGUUUAUCAGCAAUAAGAAACACGAAGAUACUCAAUGUCUAUUGAAAAUGUAAUAGCAGCAAUGUACUUAACAAUUCGUGUUGACUUUUCUGAACUUUGAUAAAGUUAAAGUGAUAUGAAAGAUGUGGGAAGGUCCGCAACGGUUCUGAAAAGUCAAUGCGGAAAUAUUUUAGAUUUGUCGUCUAGCUAUUAUUGACGUAUCUAACUUACUCUGUAGUGAUCAAGUUGAUGCGUUAGUCCUAUAUUAUUAUCCUCCGUCGAUUCUUUUAUAUCUGUAAGGCCUCUUCUACUAUUGUCCCUUUUCCUUCUUACGUUUCCUGCUAUACGGGGUGAGAUUCUGGCAACAUUUUGAGAUAAUGACAAGCAAUAAGUUACUAGCGUGAACGCGAAGUUUUCCUAUCGAUAUUUAGGUGAAAUAUGGCAGAAUUGAACCCCUCAAUUUUCUUGGUAGAUUUAAAAGAAAUAUACACAGGAAACGAUCGUGCCAAAUUGUUGAUAUUAUAAGAUAGAUAUUUAAAAGGGAAUGUCUGACACCGAAUUGGUUUUUAUUCGUAAAUAUUUAUGUAUGUCGGGAUGAUAUUAUUAAUUAGUGCAAUGUAAACACCAAUCCAAGUUGAGUAACGGAAUGUAGAAUUUAUAAUUAAGUAGUAAGUGAAUGUUGGAGAUAAUUGUUGCAAUAAGCUGAAAAAACUGGAAUAUGAAAUGAAUAAUAAUUUUAACUUUAAAAUUAAAAUUUAAUUAUGCAGCAUGAUGUCAAUUUCUGCAAAGAAACAACAAAAUGAUAAAUACAUAAUUUGUUCAUUUUAUAAUCCAAUUUAGCUUCAGCAUGUUGCCGUAUAUUUUAUAAAGAGGUCGAAUUCGUAAGAUAUGAAUAAAAACUCUGUGUAUCAUAGAAUAACUAAAGGAAUCAUGUAAAUUUCGAUGUCAAUUUUAGACGGCCUGUUUAGAUCGGGCCCUUUUUUCUAUGAAAUUAAUAAUUCAAACGAAAACGUAUUUGCUACCACAAUUUUUGCAACAAUUCGCGAUGAGAAUUUGCAAUUUUAAGAUUUUUAUGUAAUGUUUCCAUGUUAAACUGUUGUUCUUGGUCGUUACAUUAUUUUAGUUUAGUUUAUAAUGAAUAGGAGACGUAAAAGUAGUAUUAUGAAUUGUAUUUAUGAGUACAUCUUAUCCCAAUUGGCCAAUUCAUGACUUGAGAUCUGAAAGAGUCUUGUUAGAAUAUAUAACAAUGUGUAGUAGAAUAAAUUUACGAUCAAUAGGAAUCAAAACUAGUAACAUAAAAUAUCGCAACUCGGAUAAGCGCUUAAAUUUAUCAGAAAUACUACUUUUAUGCCAACCAUUUCAUUUGUUUUUACUACUGCUGUCCUACUAGUUCAUAAUCAUAACUGUUUCCUUUUCCACAGUAUUAGAAAAUAACUAUGAAAUUGUUAUUGUUGUUGAGAAUUGUGAUAUCAUCUGGCUUUGUUUCUGAAAACCCGCCAUUCCCGCGGCGAUAAGGUUAAUUCCAAAUUUACUAAAUCCAAUGAAAAGCAGAAUAUUUCAGAUAAGGUCUUAUUAAAGAUGAACAGAUAAAGCCAUAAAACUAUUCAGGUUGCGGAAGUAACUCCUAUUACCGGGGAUUAAGUUUCGAAUUGAAACAGCGUUAGUUCUCCGAAGCAGCCACGGCGGAGCGCGGGGCGAACUAAUUGUAAUGGAGAUUAUUAGUAUAAAAUAUUAGUCUGUUUUGGGCGCGGAUAAUGCGGAGUGAAGUCGGUACAUUUCUCUGUCUUAAUUUUCAUAAUUCUGACGUUACGAACAAUGCAGAGAGCAUUAAGAGAGCGGGUACAAGGAUAAUGGCAUUACUGUCUCCCGAAUGUAUUUCAUAUCCAAUUUACUUAACUGCGGUGCUGCGGCUCUUCAUAACGUUAAAACUAUGAUGGCUGCGUUCCAAAUUGAGGAUUAAAAGUAGAAAGCAUUUUGCUGCUUCAGGAUUUGAGAAAAAAACAUAAAAUAUGCAUCAACAACCCCACAACGCGGGUGAAAUGGAGAUUUGCACCGACGAUUCGGCAUUGAAAGUCAAAUGUCAAGAGAAUUUACUUAGUUUAGUGUAGUGAGAGUAUUUUUGUAUCGAGUCGCGUCAAUUGAGUUGGUGAAUUAUAUGGAGGAAAAUAUAUUUCUUUUACGUACCUGAAGUUAGUCGGCGAACCGUCGACCACGUAACAAUCCGUCCGUAACGGAGUUAGUUAGAGAGAGCUAUGUAGUCACCUAUCUCUUUCCACCCUGCCACUUUUUAACGCUGUUAAUGCAAUUAACCUAAUCUUUCUCAUCUCUGGAAGUGUGCUCUGGAUAUUAUCAGAAUUCAGUGGAGAAAGAAAGUGUGUUUUUCUCUUCAAAACGUCUGGAAUUUUUGUCUGAUGUCCCUCUUUUAAUCCCUAAUCCUCUUCACUUAUCAUCCCCUGCUGCCCUCGUAGACCCCCCCUCGCCCCUCACCCGCGCCCCGCGCUCCAGCUCGCGUGUCUAUGUGGAUGACGUAAUGGUCGCGCAGUCAAUGCACCGAACAGUUUUGGCAAAACACCGGCGACAUUUAAACGGAAUGUCAGUUGCAGUCGGGCUUUGUCUAUUCGCUUGGGCGUUGCCAAAAAAGUUUCGGGACUUUAUGGCAACAUGUUGCGAGUCGCAUGAAAAACUCCGCGCCGGGAUUGUAAACCUAUCUGCAUGUGGAAACCAACUUUAUGGUCGUGUUUUGUUGGAUCUGAUAUAGCUGUGGAAUAUUCGUUUGCAUUGACUCUGCGAACAUAUUGUCCACUGUAUUAUAAGAUGAUGUCAUAUUGAAUUAAGUAAGUAUACUCAACGUCCAUUGCUCGGUACUGAAAAGUACCACAUUUCGGUGCCAACGCCAUAAUUAAAUAGAUCUUAAUUAUUAUAUAUUUACAUUAACGAAUAUACAUUUUAUUAAUUUAAUUUUAUAUUGAAUGUACAGAAUCCUUGUAUUCAUCGCCAUGUGUCUAUGGGACUCGUAUAUACCGGAUAAAUAAAUUGUC
Plutella xylostella (diamondback moth) is the source of this 6949-nucleotide messenger RNA. Its product is annotated as irregular chiasm C-roughest protein teiresias. Gene Ontology annotation, biological process: cell-cell adhesion. Gene Ontology annotation, molecular function: cell adhesion molecule binding. Lineage: Eukaryota; Metazoa; Arthropoda; Insecta; Lepidoptera; Plutellidae. Gene Ontology annotation, cellular component: cell-cell junction; plasma membrane. The record is from RefSeq and is a predicted model, not a curated record.